This is a messenger RNA of Sinocyclocheilus rhinocerous, 1489 nucleotides long. Its product is annotated as serine/threonine-protein phosphatase 2A regulatory subunit B'' subunit beta-like. The coding region runs from base 1 to 600 and encodes 199 amino acids. Gene Ontology annotation, biological process: protein dephosphorylation. The transcript has 8 exons. Gene Ontology annotation, molecular function: protein phosphatase regulator activity; calcium ion binding. The record is from RefSeq and is a predicted model, not a curated record. NCBI's taxonomy places the organism in Eukaryota, Metazoa, Chordata, Actinopteri, Cypriniformes, Cyprinidae. Gene Ontology annotation, cellular component: protein phosphatase type 2A complex.
AUGUCUGGCACUCUAAUAAUUUUAUCUCCUUUCAGGCAGGCCGUAUCUCACCGAAUGAUUGAAAGAAUAUUCUCAGGAGCUGUAACCAGGGACAGAAAGGUUCACAAAGAGUGCAGACUGAGCUACGCUGACUUUGUAUGGUUCCUCAUUUCUGAAGAGGACAAAAAGACUGAGACCAGCAUAGAGUACUGGUUUCGCUGUAUGGACCUGGAUGGAGAUGGAGUUCUUUCCAUGUAUGAGCUGCAGUACUUCUACCAGGAGCAGUGUCAGAAACUUGAGGCCAUGGCCAUUGAACCACUGCCUUUUGAGGACUGCCUGUGCCAAAUGUUAGAUAUGGUUAAGCCAGAAAUCCCAGGAAUGAUCACUCUCAGGGACUUGAAGAGAUGUAAACUUUCCCAUAUUUUCUUUGACACAUUCUUCAACAUUGAGAAGUACCUAGACCAUGAACAGAGGGAUCCUUUACUGGCUGCAAGGGAUGCUGAGACAAUGGGACAGGAGAUUUCUGACUGGGAGAGAUAUGCUGCAGAGGAGUAUGAUAACUUGGUAUCUGAGGAAGCUGCAAACGAGCAGCACAACGAUGGGAUCAGCACAGACUUCUAAUGGCAGGAUGAGUAGACUUGAAACAGCUAUGACAAUGUUCUAGACCCAGUUGAUCACAUAACAUGUGCUUUUGACCUGCGCAACGAGAAGAGACAUCUCUUUGAGAUCCCCAACCCUCACUGUAACCUGGACCUGGAUGAAUAUGAAUACGAGGACGAUUUCGAAUGACAGCCAACAACACAACACAAGUAAAGGCUACAGUCUGCUAGUGUGUAGAACAGGAAGUGGACCAAUCCUGCUCUCCAGUACUGAUGCCACGUAGUUCAGCUAACCAAGGCUUGAGAGUGUACAGAUACGCUCCCCCAGCCGCUGGAUACCAGACUGUAAACCAGCAGUCUGGCGAGGCUCUGUUUAGCAAGACGGAUUGUGCUGGCCCAGUCUCUCUGUCUGACAUCUAUGCACAACCAGGUUUCUGAAACAAAUGUAGCUGCACUGUAGUUUUCAAGCAACUACACUGGAACCAAACCGGUACACUUGAAAUAUUAAGUGUGCACUGAUUAUAAAUAUUUUAAUAUUUUUAUGCACAGAAUUGGCUAAUAAGACAUUCCAGAGAUUCACCAAAGUGAUUUCAUGUAUGGUUUAUUUCUCAUGGAGCUCUGUCGACUUGCCUUAUGUGUUUGAGGGUCACAUUAAUAUGAAAUAAUGCAGUAAUUAGACUGACAUUUUACUGUCUGUGUGAGAAGUGUUUCUAAAUUAUAAUGUAUUUGUUGUUUGCCUCAUUUGUUCUAAACCUUUAGACUUUAGUCCAGCUAAAUGUUUUCAACAAAUCAUGUUUGUAACAUUUCUAUAGAAGUGCUUCAUAACAAUGUGCUUUUAUUAUUGUCUUAAAGAGUUCAAUAAAGUGUUAAGACAAAAGUGUUUCACACAUUCACUGCAGGAUGUUAUUGCU